AGGAAUUAAGUUGGUGUGUUGUAGAGAGUGUCCUCCACAGUAAAGCGAAUUAGGGUUCGGAAUAUCGAACAUUGGAAGCAGAAUCAAGUAACAAACUCGCAUCUAGUUUUAAGUAAAAUGGCCGGUAAAUUUGUCAGAAAAAGCAAGCUUCGACAUGUUUUUGGGAGUGAAUUCAAGAAGGACCAGUGCUUCGAGUCGAUUCGGGUGACGACAAAUACUAAAGCGCAGCUGAUUUGCGCUGUCAACCCGAAGUUAGUGGCAGUGGUCACAGAUAAGGGUGAUGGCGGAAACUCCCUGCUUGUAGUGCCACACAACAAGAAUGGUCGUAUUGCACCAGAUACACCACAGGUCAGUCAAGAAGCAGCUAUUAUCGACAUUGCAUGGUCCCCUUUCAAUGACAACUUGAUUGCCUCAAGCGAUGAGAAUGGUUUCAUCUACUUCUGGGAGAUUCCAGAUGAAGGACUGACUGGAAACAGUGUAGAGCCACUAAUUUCAGUGAAAGCACAUGAAAACCGGUGCUCCAUGAUCCGAUGGCAUCCCUUGGCAGAGAAUGUACUCCUCAGUGUAGGCAUGGAUUUGAGAGUGUGUGUAUGGAAUAUAGAUGAGGGAGUUUUCAUUUUGGAUAUAAAAACUUCACAUGCUGUACAGGAUGUGUGCUGGAGCCCUGAUGGAAAAAAGUUUGCUACCGCCAGCAAGGACAAGAAGAUCCGUAUCUACAAUGGAAGGACUGCCCAGCUAGAACAGGAAUUUGCAGGCCAUGGUGGUUCAAAGGAAAUGCGCAUCAGUUUUUUGAGGGGCAACAGACUACUUUCCACGGGCUUCUCCAAAAUGUCCGAUAGAGAAUACAAGUUAUUACAGUUGAAAGACCAUGGUGAACCAGAAUGCUUACUACAUGAACAGAUAGACACAGCCCAUGGUGCCCUUUACAUUUUUGCUGACCCAGACCUAAACAUUGUUUAUCUCGUUGGAAAGGGAGACAGUGUGUUCAGGUACUAUGAGGUGAAUGAUGAGAAGCCUUACUUUCAGUAUAUCGGCACAUACCAGUCCAAAAAUGCUCAGAGGAGUGUGGGAUAUAUGCCCAAGAGAGGAUUAAACGUUAAUGCCUGUGAGAUUGCUAGGAUGUAUAGAGUGACUCCGGAUGCUAUUGAGCCUGUCUCCAUGAUUGUUCCAAGGGAGAGUGAACUGUUCCAGGAUGACAUCUACCCUGAUACUUUAGCCAAUGAAUAUGCAGUUCAAGCCUGUGACUGGUUCAAUGGUGAAGAUGGCACACCAAAGUACAUGUCCAUGCACCAAUUUUUCAAAGAAAAGGAAAGCUCUACCUCAAGCAGUGGAGGCGGUCUUCGUGGCCUAAAAAAGGGCGGAUUGAAAUCGACAACCCCAGCAACUAGUGAUACGACUUCUCACAAUUCUAGUAGCCAGAACCAGGAGAUCAAGGAUCUAGUUGCAGAGGUCGUCGGACUGAAGGCAACAGUCGAAGAACUAGAGAAGCGCAUGGCCACCUUGGAAGCCAGAACUUGAAUAAAAAACCUGAGAGAGAAAUAAUUUCCAGAUAAUAUCACAAUACAUUACCAGAUAGUUUUUAGAGUAUCUCGAACAGACAUCAUCUGAUAGGAGCCAGUUUACUACACUCUUUAAUAAUUAUUGUUUAAAUAAAUCAUAAUAAUUGGCUUGGAUAGAAACGAUCGAUGCAUAAUGCUUAUGUUAUAUAUAAAUAGUGUCAAUGUCAUAUCUCACAAGGUAAUCUUGAUAAGUGUCAGAUAUUGUCCAUGAUAAAAAGUGAUAUCAUACUCGUCUUGACGGGGGGGGGGUGCCGGGGUCAGUUUUCUGCUUCUUGGCUCUAGUUGUUGGGCUCCUUGGGCUUCUUGGGCUCUAGUUGUGCUUGGGUAUAUGCGUGGUAUUAUCUAUGAAGCAGUUUCUACCCUCAUUAUAUAGGCUAUACCACAAUCAUAAUUGAUAUUUCAAGGAAAACUUGCCCAUCCAAGAUCUGUUUAAUCACAGUUUGCCUCAAUAAUGGAUCUGUCACCUUGCCUCCAGACUAAGGCAACUUGUUUUACAUGUAGCUUGAAGGAGAGUGACACUUUAUUUGAUAUAUUUCACACACACACGGAACCUCUGAUUUGAACUGAAUUCCCGAACGAAGGCGGUAUGUGCCCUUGGUGACUUGUCAAUCAAAGCACUGCAUCGCAAAUAGAAACUAGAUGAGUCCAUGACAGUUGUAUUAUCUACGUAAGUGCUUAAAGCUUAAGUCCACCUCAGCAAAAUUUUGAUACGAAUAAAUAGAGAAAAAUCAAACAAGCAUUAUGCUGAAAAUUUCAUCAAAAUCGGAUGUAAAAUAAGACAGUUAAGACGUUAUAAAUUUUCGCUUAUUUUUUCACAGAACAGUGAUGCACAACUCAGUGACAUGUAAAUGACAGUUAAUGAUGUCACUCACUUUUUCUUUUGUUUUUUUUAAUUGUUUGAAUUAUUCAAUAUUUCAUUUUUAAAAGAUUUGACAAAGGACCAACUUCAUUGAACCAUAAAGCAUUACACAAUGCUAAUGCCAUAUGCCGAGGGGGGCGCACUCAGUAUAUACUGCAUAGUGGGUAUGUGCCGCGGAGGGGACCCCCAUUUUCACACUCAAAUUCCUUUCCAAGGCAUAGCAAUUUUGCCUUUUGAGAAAAAGAACAAAGAAAGCCGCUCCAAGGCAUAGCAUUU
Lytechinus variegatus (green sea urchin) is the source of this 2694-nucleotide messenger RNA. Its product is annotated as coronin-1A-like. Gene Ontology annotation, biological process: actin filament organization. The transcript is spliced from 8 exons. The record is from RefSeq and is a predicted model, not a curated record. Gene Ontology annotation, molecular function: actin filament binding. Lineage: Eukaryota; Metazoa; Echinodermata; Echinoidea; Temnopleuroida; Toxopneustidae. The coding region runs from base 118 to 1518 and encodes 466 amino acids.